Molecule: messenger RNA, 321 nt
Organism: Lachancea sp. 'fantastica'
Lineage: Eukaryota; Fungi; Ascomycota; Saccharomycetes; Saccharomycetales; Saccharomycetaceae
Source: the annotation of a GenBank genome assembly
AUGCUACGCCGUUUCACGAAUGUAAUGCCUGUGAGGCUAUUCUCGAGCUCUCGUGUCUCUCUUCAGCAAGCGAAAACGGGCUCUGAACGGGUUAUUUCCAGCUGUCCAGCCGGCACUGUCCUAAACCUACAAAUCAAGAAAUCCGGCAAGGAACCCGUGGCUUUGGAAGACCACGAGUACCCAGAAUGGCUCUGGAGCGUUUUGGACAAAGAAGCUCAGCUAAAUAAGCUACAACAGGACCCGCUAAAGCUGCGCAGAAAACAGUUGAGAACCUCCAAUCGCCAAAAGAUCAAACAAAACAACUUCUUGUCUGAAAUCUGA